Teleopsis dalmanni is the source of this 1077-nucleotide messenger RNA. RefSeq names its product stomatin-like. Bases 99 to 1025 code for a protein of 308 amino acids. Gene Ontology annotation, cellular component: plasma membrane. The transcript has 4 exons. The record is from RefSeq and is a predicted model, not a curated record. Lineage: Eukaryota; Metazoa; Arthropoda; Insecta; Diptera; Diopsidae.
AUUAUAACAAAAGCAGUCAGUUAAUACUUAUACUUCGGUUGAGCCGCUUGUUUAGCGCUUGUUGGCUAUAAAGAUUUUUCUCUAUAUUGUGUUUGAUUAUGGACUCACCAACGCAAAAUCAUAAAACUUAUUUAGUGAAUCACGAGGAGAACUCCCAACAACCACACACUGCCAAUCCGCAAAUUGAAGUAACAAUGCAACCGGGUCCCAACAAUUAUCAAGGUUUCCCGACUUCGGAGAAUGAUGGAAAAAGUGUGAUUGAGAUUUUAGCAACAGCCGUCUCAAUCUUACUCAUGAUUCUGACUUUUCCCAUUUCGAUAUUUAUAUGCUUUAAAAUAGUAACAGAAUAUGAAAGAGCGGUUAUAUUUCGUAUGGGUCGUUUACGCAGUGGCGGUGCUCGUGGACCUGGGGUUUUCUUCGUUUUGCCAUGCGUCGAUAGCUAUUUUAAAGUAGACUUGCGUACAGUAUCCUUUGAUGUACCACCUCAAGAAGUACUGACCAGAGAUUCAGUGACAGUAUCUGUCGAUGCUGUAGUCUACUAUCGUAUAAACGAUCCACUUAAAGCUGUCAUACAGAUUUCGAAUUAUAGUGAAUCCACACGAUUAUUGGCAGCAACUACAUUACGUAAUGUACUUGGAACACGAAAUCUUUGUGAAGUAUUAGCAGGUCGUGAGAUGAUUUCACACACAAUGCAAGUAUCUUUGGAUGAGGCCACAGACCCGUGGGGCGUUUUAGUUGAACGUGUGGAAAUUAAAGACGUUUCACUGCCAAAAUCUAUGCAACGUGCAAUGGCUGCUGAAGCUGAGGCAACUAGAGAUGCUAGAGCUAAGGUUAUUGCUGCUGAAGGUGAAAUGAAGUCAUCACAGGCUUUAAAAGAUGCCUCAGACAUUAUAUCGUCCAGUCCUGCUGCAUUACAGUUACGUUAUUUACAAACUCUUAGUAGCAUUUCUGCUGAAAAGAAUUCAACAAUUAUAUUCCCGUUACCAAUAGAGCUUUUGAGACCCUAUAUGGGCAAUAACACAUAGUUAUGUCAAAAAUAUGUAUAAUGUAUAAAGAAGCAUAUAAUGUAUAAUAAAU